AUGCUGUCUCGCCAAGUCAUCCGUUCAGCUCAUUCCGCUGCUGCCCACACAGCUAAGGCUGUCAAGGGUGAACAAGUGACCAAGUUGGCCAAUGGAUUGACUGUUGCCUCAGUAGACAACUUCGGGCCUUUGAGUCAGUUGGUACUUGCUUUCCGUGCCGGUUCACGUUAUCAAUCCCCCAACGAGAAUGGGCUCGUCCAUCACAUCAGAAACUCUGUUGGAAGCGACUCCGAGAAAUACCCUGGUCUUAGCCUUGUUUGGAGUUCCGCUGUUGCCGGAGGAAACUUGACCUCUUUUGCAUCCCGUGAUCUUUUCGGUGUUUCCCUCACCGUUCCAAGAGAUCAAACCUCAGUAGCCCUCUCUAUUCUCGGACAUGUUGCUGCUCAACCAGCUUUCAAGCCAUGGGACGUCGAAGAGGUUCUCCCAAGUCUCAACCUUGACAUCUCUUACAGACAAGCUUAUGAUAUUGUUCUUGAUGGAAUUCAUCAAGCCGCUUAUAGAAAUGGAAAUUUGGCUAACUCUCCUUAUGCUGAAGCUCAUCAAGUAGGAAAAGUUUCAUUCAAGACACUCCAGAGCUUCGCUGAACAAAGACUUGUCUCUGGACAAGCUGUUCUUUUCGGAUCCAAUAUUGAGCACGACAGACUUGUUUCAUACGGAGAUAACCACGCUCCAAUCCGUGCUGCUAAUGGAACUGGCCCAGAAAGCUCUCCAUACAAGGGAGGAGACUUCCGCAAGGAAACCGGAGGAAAGUACGCUCAUGUCAUUCUUGCUGGAGCUGGUGCCGCUGGAAGUGACGCUAAGGCUGUUGCUGUUCAAUCUGUUCUCCUCAAUGCUCUCGGACAAGGAGCCGCUGUCCAAUUCUCUGGAUCUGCCGGAAACGGAGCUGUUGCCAAGGCUGUUGGACAACAAGGAGCUGCUACCGCCUUCCAAUCCGUACACCAGGAUGCCGGUUUGGCUGGAGUUUACCUCGUUGCUGAGGCUUCCAAGAUUGCCGGAGUAGUUUCUUCUGCUGCUAAUGCCAUCAAGAACUUCAAAGCUUCUGAUAUUGAAUCCGCCAAGCGUCAAGCCACCAAUGAUGCUCUCCGUUCCUCUGCCCACAGCCAAGCCCACGCUGUAGAUAGAGCCGGACAACUUCUUUCCGGAGUUCAAGACGGAUCUAUUGUUAACGCCAUCCAAACUGUGACUGCCAGCGACGUCGAAGCUGCUGCCAAGAAAAUCGCUUCCAAGUUCUCUGUUGCUAGCACAGGAAACGUUCACACCGUCCCUUAUGCCGAUUCUAUCUAA
Molecule: messenger RNA, 1284 nt
Organism: Auanema sp. JU1783
Lineage: Eukaryota; Metazoa; Nematoda; Chromadorea; Rhabditida; Rhabditidae
Source: the annotation of a GenBank genome assembly